CGCGCACUUUGGCACUUCCGUAAACCAAGCCAGCGGAGCCUCAGCCUGAAGCGCUCGCGCUGUUCGUUAGCAUCAGCAGCUCGUUUAAAGCGGCGGCGCGUGCAGGAGGACCCGCUCUGGUUUAUAGUUUAUAAACGCGCACGCGAUGUUUUUCUGAGUGAAACGAGAUGUUUAUCGCGUGUGGAAAUAUUUGUGUGACUGUCUCACAGGCGGACCGUUAGCUAGCAUCCGCGCUAAUGCAGGAGAGCCUGCGACAAACAACUCAAAUCAUCUGCUGAAAAUGACUUCCGCUCAUCACCGCUGAGGCGUUUACGUCACUCCCCUCACCGCUGAGGCGUUUACGUCACUCCCCUCGCCGCUGAGGCGUUUACGUCACUCCCCUCGCCGCUGAGGCGUUUACGUCACUCCCCUCACCGCUGAGGCGUUUACGUCACUCUCCUCACCGCUGAGGCGUUUACGUCACUCCCCUCACCGCUGAGGCGUUUACGUCACUCUCCUCACCGCUGAGGCGUUUACGUCACUGUCUUCGCCGCUGAGGCGUUUACGUCACUCACAUCACCGCUGAGGCGUUUACGUUACUGUCUUCGCCGCUGAGGCAUUUACGUCACUCUCCUCACCGCUGAGGCGUUUACGUCACUGUCUUCGCCGCUGAGGCGUUUACGUCACUCUCCUCACCGCUGAGGCGUUUACGUCACUCCCCUCACCGCUGAGGCAUUUACGUCACUCCCCUCGCCGCUGAGGCGUUUACGUCACUGUCUUCGCCGCUGAGGCGUUUACGUCACUCUCCUCGCCGCUGAGGCGUUUACGUCACUCCCCUCGCCGCUGAGGCGUUUACGUCACUCCCCUCACCGCUGAGGCGUUUACGUCACUCUCCUCGCCGCUGAGGCGUUUACGUCACUCUCCUCGCCGCUGAGGCGUUUACGUCACUCUCCUCGCCGCUGAGGCGUUUACGUCACUCCCCUCACCGCUGAGGCGUUUACGUCACUCUCCUCACUGCUGAGGCGUUUACGUCACUCUCCUCACCGCUGAGGCAUUUACGUCACUCCCCUCACCGCUGAGGCGUUUACGUCACUCCCCCACCGCUGAGGAGCAGAAGGACAGCGAUGUGAGAUGUGAAAGGAGAGAGAGGCGCGCGCACCCUGUGAGAUUGAUGAGUAACGUUAACGUGAACGCGCAGGGGCGGAGUCCGGACUUCGUGCUCAUGCGCCUGGUUUCUGCAGCGGAGUAUGAUGACCUGGAGCCGGAGCGUGAGGAGGUGCUGUCCUCUCACCAGAGAGCAGAGAAGAGCAGCGGGCUAAUCCCAGCAGGAGGAGGAGAGGAGCCGAAUUACAGCGCGGACACUCCGACCUGCCAGUGGCUCCCUGUGCUCAGGCUCGGGAACAGUGAGGAACCUCCGGAACUUCAGGAAGGACUCUGUCACAGACACCGUAAGGAGCACUCUAUAGGGGACAAACUGGGUCACUUCACCCCCAGUGACUCCCUCAGACCCGGGACCGGGACGUCCACCCUGGACCCUGUCCUGAGUCUGGCUCAGCGGCUGAGUGAGAACGGACUGAGCUCGGACACGACACGAAAGGACAACGGAGACAUCUCGGUGUGCUCCUGUCAGCCCGGAGAGGACCCGAGUGAGACCAGUGACGCCCUGUUGGUGUUGGAGGGUUUGGGUGCAAACCAAGUGGGACACAAGGGGGCGAAACAGCAGACGGGUUUCACUCAGACUCUAAACGACUCGACAUCUCUGACCGGGCUAGUGCGCCAGCUGACCUCUGACCCCUGCUGUCAGGAUGCCACCGGUCCCCCAGCCCCUCCGAGUCGCCCACCCACUCCGAAACACAUGGGCUCGGCCCUGCAGCUCUCGGCCUGCGGCGGCAGCAGCGGGAGCAGAGAGAGGGAGCGAGGGACGUCCAGGAAGGGCUCGCUGAAGGUGUGUCUGAGCAAACUGUUCCGCACUAAAAGCACCGGCAGCACCGACGGAGAUCAUAUGACCAACAAGAGGCUGUCCCUCGCUUCGUCCACUUCAUCCGGAGGCAGUCUCGUCGACGUGUUUGGCUCCGGUGAUCCCGAUGCCCCCAGGUCUCAGAUGGUCAGGCCUCACAGUGGCUCCUACUCUCCUAUUCCCUUCACUGGUGAGACUGUGUCUCUGGUCGAUGUGGACAUUUCUCUAAGGAGUGUAAACUCUCUCCAUCCUCCCACACCUCCUCCUCCACCCAGGAGAAGUCUCAGCCUGCUCGAUGAUUUGGGAGCACCUCAGCCCGGACGGUUACUUUCCUCAGUGCAAUCACUACAGCCUUCACACACACACAUCCACCACAGCCUGAGCCUGAAUGAUACAACUCUCCGCAGUGUUCCGCCAAGGCCACGCCCCCUCCAGAGUGACAGCCAGUCGAGUGGUCCGGUGCAGCGGCGGUCCCUGUUGUGUCCCCUGACCAGCAGCUUUGCCACCAGCCUCCGAGAGCUGGAGAAGUGCGGGUGGUACUGGGGGCCAAUGAACUGGGAGGAUGCGGAGAUGAAGCUGAAGGGGAAGGCAGACGGCUCGUUCCUGGUGCGAGACAGUUCAGACCCACGAUACAUCCUCAGCCUGAGCUUCAGAUCACAGGGGGUCACACACCACACCCGCAUGGAGCACUACAGAGGAACAUUCAGUCUGUGGUGUCACCCAAAGUUUGAGGAUCGUUGUCACUCGGUGGUGGAGUUUAUCGAGCGAGCCAUCAUGCACUCCAAAAAUGGACGAUUCCUGUACUUCCUGCGUUCACGAGUUCCAGGUCUUCCCCCGACUCCGGUGCAGCUCCUGUACCCAGUGUCUCGGUUCAGCAGUGUGAAGUCACUGCAGCAUCUCUGUCGCUUCUGCAUCAGACAACUCGUCCGCAUCGACCACAUAGAGGAGCUCCCACUGCCCAUGCCUUUGAUUGGCUACUUACGGAAAUUCUACUUCUAUGAUCCUGAAGAGGAGAAGAACCUGUCAAUCAGAGACUCAGAGCGGGACUCCAACGCACAGGAGGCGGAGUCUCAGACGUAGCAGGAACAGAAGAUGGAUAGAGUCUUUAUUUUUAUUUGGACACAGAGACCCACUGAAACCCAACCUGACUGAGUUUUGCUUAACAGAUGGACUGCUGAUCGAUUUUUUUUUUCUUUUCCUUUUUUCCCCCUAAUAAACACUGAAAGACCUGAGGUGGUGCGAUUGUCAUGGUGUUUCUUACAAUGAUCCUCCCCCCAGAAGGGAAGGGGAAGUGGAAACCUGCAGCUGAGCCAGGAUCAGAUGUUAAUGUGAAGAUGUUCUGAUGCACUGAUGGUGAUGAGCGAUCACAGAGCGACAUGUGGAACUGUGACUAGUUCAUACGGGACAUGCUUCUGCUCACAUACGAGGUUCUACUCAUACUUGUGUUCUCUUAUGGUCAGUAUAAGGGUAAGCUGUGUGUGUGUGUGUGUACAUAGUAUGUAUGGUGUACAUGGAAUUGUAUGGAGAAGCUCUCUUCUAUCCAAACUACAUGACUGUUCAGGCUUGAGCCACAGGUUCUGCUGUGUGUCAGAGGACCGUGUUCUCCUAAACUCAUCUCAAACACACAGUGUGGAAAUAAACAUGGGGUGGUGAUGAUAAACAA
Messenger RNA from Neoarius graeffei (lesser salmon catfish), 3599 nucleotides. Its product is annotated as suppressor of cytokine signaling 7-like. The transcript has 10 exons. The record is from RefSeq and is a predicted model, not a curated record. Gene Ontology annotation, biological process: intracellular signal transduction; phosphatidylinositol phosphate biosynthetic process. Bases 1151 to 3016 code for a protein of 621 amino acids. Lineage: Eukaryota; Metazoa; Chordata; Actinopteri; Siluriformes; Ariidae. Gene Ontology annotation, cellular component: phosphatidylinositol 3-kinase complex. Gene Ontology annotation, molecular function: 1-phosphatidylinositol-3-kinase regulator activity.